This is a messenger RNA of Lindgomyces ingoldianus, 1361 nucleotides long. RefSeq lists its product as uncharacterized. The record is from RefSeq and is a predicted model, not a curated record. The transcript is spliced from 12 exons. Lineage: Eukaryota; Fungi; Ascomycota; Dothideomycetes; Pleosporales; Lindgomycetaceae. Bases 228 to 1361 code for a protein of 377 amino acids.
CGCACUCUCACCCUUCAAUACUAUCCCCACACUUCCUCUCUCUAUUGACUACACUUAAAGCUACCAAAACCACAAAGAACAGAGGAGGACCCCUUCCAUCCCAGUAAUUGCUUUCGCUUCUUUUGAAUGGAUCAGGCACUUGGCGCCAUUCGCGGCUUUACCCGCAGCCUUCCUAGCUUGAGCCUGCCUCAUAACUCCGCGACAAUCACCUCCAAGCCUCACAAUUGAUGACCCUAUAUCAAUCAGCAUCAUUCGCAGCCUCAGAUCCCAUUAAAAGAUGCGAAUAUUUCACUCCUCAGUCUUAUCAUUUAGUGGGCAGCUCUAAGAGCUCCAUUAGAAAAGAUCAAAAAAUGGAUGGAAAGUCCUCGCGUCCAAGAUCAACGGCAGCCAAAGCUCCGUGUGUGUUCAAGAGCAAUGGAAUGACUGAUCUUCAGAACGUAAUUGACAAACAAACCUCUGUCCAUACAUUGCUUCUCACGGCCUAUAACAGAAUAUUAACUUUUCGGAGUAAAAAUCUUGUAGAACAGCAAAAACGUCUCAGGAAACCGAGUACCCGAAAUUGUAUGAAUCGCGUUCGGAAGCAUGACGCAUCCCUGGUUGGUCUUAACGACUGCGCGCCCGUUCGUACAACCCACACUGAGAAUAGUUCAAAACUGUCUACGUUGUUCGGUUAUCACGACGAGCUCUUUACCUCCAGAAAAUAUAAAGGGAUGGUUCGGAAGACUGUGAAACUGUCAAUUCGAUCGCGAAAGCGACAGUCUUCGGAAGGAUUGGGGAGAUUCAACACAGCAAUUUCUAGCAACUCGGGAGGGUCGGUCUCCCUGAUGUUCAACAAGAUUGGCGAUAUCAUUUUUUCAAGGCUGCGGAAAAGCAACAGUAUAGGGGAAACUUUGAAAUUAUAUUUUCAAGUAGAUCCAAUCCUCAUCGGUGUCCUCCAAGAGCAGGUCUACGGCCGGAAUUACUCCCUGGACUAUAGAGGCGCCCUAAUUACGGGGAGAUCUAAGGAUCUUCUCCUAGUUCUGGGUAAGAUCAAUUCUCUACAGAUUCACUACCUAAACGUGAUGAAUACUGAUGACGUUCGAAUUGUAUUGGGGAAUAUCUUUGACGGUCAGAAUGACUCCGUUAGUAACAUGUAUGUAAUUGGGAUCACAUCAAGCCUCCACAGCUGUUGCCUACCACUCGCUAUAUUAACAAGAUCGAUAUCAGUCUUUCGCAUCUACGAUCUCUACACAUGCGAAACUCCGAAUAGCUUAGGGAACUUUGCUCAACUACCCGCCUCUACCCAAGCCAUCACCUCCGGUCUUCCUCACAUACACAUCAGCUUUGACAUUGGUGCGACAGCGCCGAAUGAGUAUAUUUAA